Halichondria panicea is the source of this 2136-nucleotide messenger RNA. RefSeq names its product arginine/serine-rich coiled-coil protein 2-like. The transcript is spliced from 7 exons. Bases 1115 to 2065 code for a protein of 316 amino acids. Lineage: Eukaryota; Metazoa; Porifera; Demospongiae; Suberitida; Halichondriidae. The record is from RefSeq and is a predicted model, not a curated record.
GCGGUAAGAUAUAGUAAUGCAUAAUUAUAUAUAUAUAUAUGUGGAAGAAGCUUGAAGUACAUGUAUACUCUGGUUUUUUGCACAAUAGAAUUGGCAGGCAUCACCACACACAUUAUUUUCUUGAAGGAGUCAUAUUACGCAUUAGCCUCGUUCCCAGGCCGCACUUCCUCGAAUAGUGGUGAAGGCAGCUAAUUACGCAUGUACAGUUUAUAGUGGGAAAUCAGUUAGGUGAACCAAUUAAGGUAUGGGACUGUUUCACCAUAAUUUUCGAUGUUGCAUCCUCCGCAGUGCUCAAAUUUGCUAUUAAAAAAGUGCCUUUUUGAUGAGUAUCAUCUAACGGCUAAGGUCCAAAAAUUUGAUUGAACAUUUCAGAAACAACAUUUCAGAAACACUUUUAAUUUCUUCCUUGAUUAAGCCAUUUUCAGCUAAAGGAAUAAUUAUUUCUCCCUAACACUCCAAACAUUAUGAUUAUAGUGGAACACAAUGUUUGGGGUGUUUGGGAGAAAUAAAUAUUUUUGGCCUUGGUGAUAUCAGCCAGGAGCACAUUCUCCAAAAAAAUCUCACAAAAUUAAUUAGCCUCGAUUCCAGGCCGCUCUCAAUUGAGAAAGACGGUGAGAGGGACUGGGAUCGAGGCUAAAAAUUAAUGAUGUGGCACUGGAUGAAAUACAAUAGCAAAUUGUGAGUGGAAACCCAGAGGUCAUUUUCUCCUGACUGAGCAUAAUUAUUCUGCAUGACAAAGGGCGGCCCACGCCCAAUCUACAAUUAUAGAUACAUGUAGUAUAGUAGCCCCUCGAUCCAUAUCCCAGGCCGCGCCGCUCUUCGGCCUUGUGAGGCUACAUGUAGUACUGCUCCCCAAAACAGACCAAGGAGGGGAAAUUCGAUGAAUAUCAUUAUAAAACCACAAACAGAGUCACAACAAAUCACAAAAAGUCACUCUAGCAAAACACACCAUGCAAAAGCAACAUUACUGUGUUGUGGCCAUUCUGACCUCUGACCUGGACCACUAAUUAGUUGUUUUUUUUUUUGCAUUCUGCAAAAAUAAUAAUUAUGACCCGUGAAACGUAAGGUGUGGCCUAAUUAAUUAUAGGCUUCUCACUUCAUGGUUUACAAUUAAAUGGAGGGGAAAGGUACUCAUUCCGACAGCAGUGAAUCAGAAGAGCAGUCAAGAUCUACAAGUCAUCAAAAGACAAAGACAGAGCCUAAAAAGACCAGCAAAAAAAUUUCAAGCAAAGCAUCUACUGUCAGCGAAGAACGAAAUCACAGGGAGAGGGAUAAUUAUGAAGAUCAAGGCUAUAAAAAUCGGUCGCAUAAGCGGCACAGAUCUCGAAGCCCGUUGUCACUAAGAGCUUCGCAUCACAAAUCACAUCGAGAUGAGAGGCGUCGAUCGAACCAUAGGAGACUAUCUCAAUCGCCUAAAGAAUGUAAAUUAACAAGCAGUGAACACUCCUUUACUUCUAGUGGUCCAAGUUGUGAAAAAAAGAGCUAUCAUGAAGACAAACUCGCCAGUAAAAAUUUAUUAGCAGCAAAAAAGACUGGUUGUGAAGGUACUGCAAAACAAGAGCGUGAAGAAAUUCAAGAGGUAGUGGAUGGCAUUUCAAGUGAUGACAAGGAUAGUUUUGAGCAAGCCAUUGCUGCUGCACAAGAGUUAGCUUCCAAGCAACCAUCCUAUCUCAGUGCCCUGGCAAAACCUAUAACACAGCAACAAAGAGUUGUCCAGGAGAAGCGGAAGCUGUUGUGGUCUGGGAAAAAAAACAAAGUAGUCCAAUCCAGAAACCAAUGGGAAAGUGUGUCACUUGGAAAAGAUGGUGAAGACAACAAAUUUAGGAGGCUUAUGGGAAUUGGUAAAUCUUCAUCUUCUCAAUGUACGCAACCCAGUGAGCAGAUUAAUGAGGGUAGUGCAAAGAGUUCAGAGAGAGCACUAACAGCUUUGGAGCAGCAGUAUGAAGCAUCUCGUUUCCUCACACAUGUAGCUAGGGGAGUUGGAUUAGGCUAUGGCUCACAGGCACUUACGACUGAACUUCCAUCCCAAAAAGACUCUACUGAUAAACUGCAUGAGACUUUGUAGCUAGGUGUUGACUCAACGGUUGUUGCAAUGUGAAAUGUGAAACAUUAUGAUUAUUAUAAUUGAUUACUCAG